Molecule: messenger RNA, 1978 nt
Organism: Mugil cephalus (flathead mullet)
Lineage: Eukaryota; Metazoa; Chordata; Actinopteri; Mugiliformes; Mugilidae
Product: homeodomain-interacting protein kinase 1-like
Exons: 11
Coding region: 355-1785 (476 amino acids)
Biological process (GO): peptidyl-threonine phosphorylation; peptidyl-serine phosphorylation
Cellular component (GO): cytoplasm; nucleus
Molecular function (GO): protein serine/threonine kinase activity; ATP binding; protein tyrosine kinase activity
Source: RefSeq, a predicted model, not a curated record
GGUAGCCGUCCAGUCGCCAGCUAACGUUAGCUUCACGUCGCUAGCUAAAUUUAGCCGUCCAGUCGAUAGCUAAAUUUAGCCUUUCCGUCGCUAGCUAACGUUAAUGCUUGAAUACUGGACCUCUAUUAACCUAGUCUGGUCUUCCACCAUCUACAACCUGGACCUCUGCUAACCGCAGCUUGGCCUUCACCUGCUGCAGCUUAAACCCUGCUAACAAGCUGGUUGGUGCUGCUACCUUAAUUUCAUCGAGCGGGCUCCUGCAGGCUGAGUGGACCCGGAGCCUCCUACCUCUGCAACCAGAGAGUUCCACCAACAGUGGUCCCUUGGGCCCUCACCUAUUUUUUCUUUGUGGAAAUGGCAAACUUCCACCUGACAUUCCCUGAGAACUACUGCAGACUAAAUCUUCUGGGAUAUGGGUCCUAUGGCUAUGUUUUUAAAUGUUUAAAAAAGGACACUAAAGAGAUUGUGGCUGUGAAGGUCCUAAAACAAAAUGACUCAUUGUCCAGUUUCAAUCGAGAGGUGUACAUACUGCAAAAGCUCAAGCAUUUGGACCCUGAUAAGUUCAACAUCAUCAGAAGCCAUGGCUGGUUCACCUUUCUUGAUCGGACCUUCUUGGUGUUUGAGGUGCUAGAUAUGAGCCUCUAUGAUUACAUGUCCAAAACAAAAAGGACUCCUCUUCCAUUACAUGCAAUAAAGACCAUCAUCAAAGAUAUGGCCACAGCAUUAGGUGCACUUAAAGACAUUGGACUGAUCCAUACAGAUUUGAAACUAGAUAACAUCAUGCUGGUGGAUCAUCAGAGACAGCCAUUCAGGGUGAAGCUCAUUGACUUUGGCUUAACUCUGAAAACAUCUGAAUACAUCCCACAUCUGAGUCUUCAGCCUCUGUGGUACAGGUCUCCUGAAAUAAUACUGGAUGCACCAUUCACUGAAGCCAUUGACAUUUGGUCUCUUGGGCUGGUGAUGGUCGAGCUGUUCAUUGGAAUUGCGCUUUUCCCAGGGAGACACGAUUACGAUGUACUGCGUUUCAUUGUACAACUACUGGGAGAACUUCCAAAGACACUUCUGGAGCGUGGGAUUAAUACUGAUGUGUAUUACCACAAAAAUCACAAGUACUUUUUGUUCAUGAACUGGACACUUAAGACACCAGCUGAGUUUCAGAAGGAAACAGGAAUCCGGCCGACAGAUAACAGACGUUACGUCUGUUACUCUUUGGAUCAAUUGAAAACUUCAUACCCGCUCCAACAAUUCAGCAGAGAGGCAGAGGAUAGGAUCAACUUUGUAGAGCUGUUGAAGGAAAUGCUUCAGCUGGAUCCCAGCAACAGGAUCACCCCUGGAGGCAUCCUGGCCCAUCCAUUCAUAACAACAACGCCCAGCCAUGAAACUGUGGACUCUGAACUCACUGGAGAUCAAGAUGCUACCAGUGCAGAAACGAAAACUGCCAGCAGGAACACCAUGUACAGUUUGACGGAUGAGGACGAACAGGACCUCACACUGGCAUCUGUCAGUAAUAGUAACAUACUACUUGGUGUUAAUCUGACAUCAGAGUCCAUCACUGAUACUGACACAACUGUGGACAGCGGCGUCAAGAGCGCUCCAUCGGUUGUUCCGGGCAGCUAUGUUCAAACCCCUGUCUGCAUUUUGAACCACAUCUCUAACAGCAAAAUUUCUGCACACAUGUCCUACACUGACGUGGCCAAACAUCAGAAGAAGAAAGGCUUCAGAGGAUGCCUCUCCCCAUUCCUCUGCUGCGUGAAUUCAUCUGAGGGCAGCUAUGAAAAUCCAUAGACUCCGAUGCUACAGACAAUCCCACAAACUUCUCAGGAAUUUCACUCUAUAAAGUACCAUGUGUUUGUAAAGAAUGUCAGCUGUCUAGAUGUCUAAACAAAACUAAAACAAAAGUGACUGGACAGUUUUCUUAAAGACAUUUGUGGGUUUGGCUGCUGAUGCUAGUGCUAGUGUGACAGUGCAGAUUUUUGCU